CUGUUUAGCAUCUAAUACGUUAAAGAUAGAAAUCGAAUAGCAAUGCGCUCUUGAAUCAAAAUGUGUUUUAUUCAUUUUGAACGGCUUUUAUUUAACACUACGCUCUUCAUUUAAAAAUGAUUUUCAUCCUGAACGAUAAAAAUGCAGUUUGAUAAGUGUACAUGAAGUUUUAUUGAACUAGUUAGAACUGAGAUACUUUUCUAACGGGAUAAAGUGGAAUAAUCGACAUGCCAUACAUAACGCACAUACGCACGAAAAACUAGCUUUUUUGUCGAUUUUUUCUCAAAAUGGUUGGUAAAUUUAAAAUAAUACCAUUGGACAUUGUUGCAUUAGUGCUGACAGCUCUAGCAUUCGUUUUUCAUAAUGUUGGAUUUUUUGUCGGUGCCUGGUGGAAAAAUGAGAACGAAGUUGGCACCAGCGAGUACGGAAUGAUGGGUCUGAGGAUUUGCAAAGUCUCGUGCGUUGAUAGGAGUGUACUGGAUAUAGACGGCGGAAAGGAAUGGAUAUUCGCAGUAAGGGUAUUUGAAGUGUUCGGCGAAAUAUUUGUUUGGUUGGCACUGAUACUAGCUAUCCUCACGGUCACCAUCAGACGACGUCCUAUACACACGGCUCUCAUCUACAUUCACGGCGCUGCAGCGGUCUUCAUAACUGUUGGUGUGUUUAUAUUCCUCGGAUUUCAGUCUAAAUUAAACGAGGGUUUGGAUGGCGAUGGUUCAAUCAUGUAUCCAUUUGCACUGUGUCUGAUAGGUGGAAUCACGUGUAUGGCUGCUUCCGUCAUUUCCGGGUUUGGUCUAAAGAAACAUCUACUAGAAUGGGACGAUGACGAUGAUGACGAAUAAAAAAAAGUUGUUUUGGUUGCUGUUGUUACCGGAAAACAAUAAUAUUGCGCUGAUAUAUUAACAUUGCAUCUUGUAUGAUCAUGAUACGGGAGAUAGUCUGUGUGAAUGUGUAUUGACAUGAUUACCUUGUGGCGAUUAAGAAUAUUCAAGGUGUUUAGUAAUACCGAAAUAAGUAAAAAAGUAGAGACAUUAAUGACAGAACUUUUCACUUUUCACUAUCCGUGAAAAGUUUGUAAAACCGCUGCAUAAUACGUUGUUAUUCUGUUUGUGUAAAUCUCUAUUUGAACUAAUACAAGAGUAUCAGAUA
Messenger RNA from Mercenaria mercenaria, 1146 nucleotides. RefSeq lists its product as uncharacterized. The coding region runs from base 288 to 839 and encodes 183 amino acids. The transcript has 3 exons. The record is from RefSeq and is a predicted model, not a curated record. NCBI's taxonomy places the organism in Eukaryota, Metazoa, Mollusca, Bivalvia, Venerida, Veneridae.